Messenger RNA from Diaporthe amygdali, 966 nucleotides. RefSeq lists its product as uncharacterized. Gene Ontology annotation, cellular component: membrane. NCBI's taxonomy places the organism in Eukaryota, Fungi, Ascomycota, Sordariomycetes, Diaporthales, Diaporthaceae. Bases 1 to 966 code for a protein of 321 amino acids. The record is from RefSeq and is a predicted model, not a curated record. Gene Ontology annotation, molecular function: transmembrane transporter activity. Gene Ontology annotation, biological process: transmembrane transport. The transcript is spliced from 4 exons.
AUGGCUAUAGAUGAGGUCACCAAAGAAGGGGAGAAGAUCGGCGCGUUCGGGCCCAUGGUCCGUGGGUCCGUUUCCCGCGAUGACGCCGCCUUAGCUCGCCUGGGAAAGAAACCUGUGUUGAAAAGAAACUUUGGUUUUAUGACCAUUUUGGGAUUCAGUUGUACUGUACUCAUCACAUGGGAAGGGUCUUUGAUGUUUGUCUUUCCGUCGCAGAUCGAGAUUGUGAAUCUAACAAACACCAGUGGUGGUCCAUCGGGCAUUGUCUACGGAUUUAUCGUGGUCUGGGCAGGCACCCUCUCCGUCUUUGCAACGAUCUCCGAGUUGGUUUCCAUGGCGCCAACCUCUGGAGGACAAUACCACUGGGUGUCCAUGCUUGCACCUCCCAGCUCACGCAAGUUCCUGGGGUACCUUACGGCCUGGCUGGCUCUGACCGGUUGGCAGGCGCUGGUAGCGUCAGGCGGCUUUGUGACGGGCACGAUGAUUCAGGGUCUCAUCUUGCUCACGCAUCCCGACUAUGCCAAUGUAAUGCAGAAUUGGCACGGGACUCUUCUCUUUUGGGGAGUUGUCCUUCUAAGCUUCAGCAUCAACAGUGCUAUUGGAUCGUUGCUUGCCAAGUUUGAAGGCCUCGUGCUGGUUGUGCAUAUUUUUGGAUUCUUCGCAAUCUUGUUGCCUUUGGCCUUACUAAGUGAGCAUGGGGAUUCUGCGACAGUAUUCAACAAUUUUUACAACCUUGGCGACUGGCAAACGCAAGGCCUCUCUUUCUGUAUCGGACUCCUCGGCAAUGUGUUUGCGUUUCUCGGGGCGGAUGGGGCCAUCCAUAUGGCCGAGGAAAUCCGCCACGCUGCUGUCGUGAUACCCCGGUCCCUUUUGACCGGCCUGGCAAUCAAUGGGGCAUUGGGUCUCACCAUGGUCAUUGUCACCCUAUACUGUGGUCUACCGCUGGCGCGGCAGUUAUGUCUUCAGUGA